CUUUGUCGUUCAUUAGUCAUCGUGCGGUGUUUCGCGCAUCGUGCGCUACAAAAGUUCUCGGUCGGCGAUAAAUCGAUAUUAUCGUGAGAUCGAUUUAACGCAAUAGCAGCAGAGCAUAUAAGCAGCACGGCCAGCAGCAGCAUUUUAUAUAUUCCGUUUGCGCUGCUGUCAAAUGGAUAAUGGCGAUGUCGCAGAGCAAUGGGUUUCAAGGGAAAAAGAAAGAGGAUGUCGACAAUAAAGACAAUCUUUGGUCGUCGAUUUUGGCCGAGGUACAGAACAGUGGAAACAACAAAUUACCAUCCAACAAGAAUGUCCUCGUUCUAGGCGAUAACGAAAGUGGCAAAACAACUCUUAUCGCCAAGCUCCAAGGCGUUGAAGAUCCAAAAAAAGGUUCGGGACUCGAAUUUGCAUACAUCGAUGUUCGUGACGAUUACAGAGACGAUCAAACGAGAUUAUCAGUAUGGGUGCUAGACGGAGAUCCUGGUCAUGCAAAUCUUCUGCGAUUUGCCCUGAGCCAGGAACGAUAUCCCCACACAUUAGUGAUGCUUGUUGCUGCUAUGACCACACCUUGGGCCAUUCUUGAUCAGCUUCAAGCUUGGGCAGCUCUUCUCGGUGAUCAUAUCGACAAACUUGGCUUAGAUAACGACACAAGGCAGAAAUGCAGGCAACUCAAUGUAAAAAAAUGGCAAGAUUAUACGGAACCAGGGGAUGAAUUGGAUCCAGGCAGUCCGUUAAGACGCACGAGUCGUAAUUUAGAUGACGAUACUAAUGGCAGUCUGCCAUUACCCGAGGGUGUACUUACGACGAAUUUGGGGCUAGAUGUCGUAGUCGUUAUCACAAAAACGGAUUAUAUGUCGGCUCUUGAAAAAGAGCACGAUUAUAAGGACGAACAUUUCGAUUUCAUGCAACAAUGGAUCCGGCGGUUUUGUUUACAGUAUGGUGCCGGAUUGUUUUACACAUCAGCAAAAGAGGAUAAGAAUUGUGAUUUAUUGUACAAGUACCUUACCCAUAGAAUCUAUAGUUUACCGUUUAGAACACCGGCUCUCGUCGUUGAAAAGGAUGCUGUACUUAUACCUGCUGGCUGGGAUAACAUGAAGAAAAUCAGCAUACUUCACGAGAACUUGCAGUCGAUGAAACCGGACGAUUACUAUCGUUAUGUUAUAGCUCAACCUACGACGAAUAGAAAAUGCGUCGCACGAGAAGUCGAAGUACAAGCGGAAGAGGAGCAAGCAUUUCUCGCCCGGCAACAAGCAGCGUUGUCGGGCCUCAGAGACCCCUCGCGCUCGCCUACGACAAGAAAUCAGGCAAGCACGGGGCCGAUUAUGCAGGUGCUCUCCCCGAACAAAAAGUUGGAUCCUAAAGGAGCCGGUACGACGCCAUCUGGUGAAGGUGUACUAGCCAACUUCUUCAAUUCUCUUCUAUAUAAGAAAACCGGCGCCUCACCGGGCGCCCCGGGUUCGCCGGGUUCACCAGGAAGUAUUGGCGCUAGCCCUGUGCGAAUCGGAGACUCGUUACUUGCAGAUGCUGGGCCAGUCGAUAAAGCAGCGAUGCGAAACGAUGCGGCUGCUGAGUUAGAUCGCAUAACUCGAACGACGAAAGAUCCACCCCCCGACCUCAAUUCUUCUUCAGAGUGUUAGAAAACGUAAAUGGGCUUAGCUGGUUUUUCGGUGACUUGGAAGGGCGCGAGCGUUUUGCAAGGCAUCCGAAAAAUUGCAAGUGGGUUAGUAAAAGGACGAAAAAAGAUCUUCUAUACGACGGCAGCGAUCGAUCCGAAAAAUCGAUGUGAAAGAGUCCUCACCUCUUUCUUUUUGUUGAAAAAUACUUCGAAGAAAAUAAUGGAAAGCCUCGAGAUGACUGUAGCUGUCGGAAACGCCUGCAAGUCUUCGUACAAUAAUAUUGUUCGUCGUUUCUUCGAUUUCCCAGCGACGCAAGGUUUCGCGCUUUUCAUACCAAACAUUUAUCUCCACAAUGUAAUUUUGCUGUUGAACACACUUAUACACAUCCAUAAACACACGGGAAACGAAUCAAGGAAAAGAGCACGAAGAAACGAGAGAGGAAACACUAUUUUUUGCAUGCAUGGGCAAAAAGUAACGGAAAUGCGAAAAAAUACGUCGCACUAUCAAAUUCUACUUAAAAAUUGAUAAUGUAUGAGGUCCCUAUUUAUAAUACUAUUUUUUGCAUGCAUAGGCAAAAAGUAUCGGAAAUGCGAAAAAAGACGUCGUACGGUCGAAUUUUACUUAGAAAUCGAUAAUGUACGAGCUCCUAUAUUUUCCCCGUUUACCUUCGAAAUGAAAUGAAUACUCAAUUUGUAAAAAAAUGUAUUUUCCCCCCAAAUUGGUGGACUCGCACACGCGAAAUGUUCUUCAUUCAAAAAAUCAUACGUGUCUGUUUCUCUAUCCUUCCUGUCAUCGGCUUACAUGAUGGAUGAUUAUUUCUGUAGUUGCGUCCGUCGUUAUUCGGUAAUCAUUAAUUUGGCCGAGAGUGAAAAUAUCAGUGCGAUUGGCGGUGGCUCAAACGUUGGCUCAGUGUCGAUGGUGGACGUUGACGAAACUGAGCUUUCGCACGAAAGCAUCAUGUGCAAUACGACGCAAAGCACUUUUUUUUUACUUCAAUCACGCAUAUAUAUAAAUAUAUAUAUAUACAUUCAAAGACUAUGGCUGGCUUGAGUUUUUAACUGUGUUUGAAAUCCUCGGGGGGCUUCGUCGAGUGUCUCACCUCAAAGUCUCAUUUGCUCAUACUUUUCUACAAUAAUGAUUUAUUUCGAUGCAGGAAUUCGUGAGAUUUCUUAUAUAAACUUUAUGAUGGAAAAAACUCCCAAUUGGAUACGGUGACCCAAAAUUUAUUAUAAAACAAUUGAAAUACGAAACGCUCGAUUUUUUUUUCAAAAUAAAGAAAGCUCUGCUGAUAAUGCUACUAAAGGAACAAAAUUGUAAUAGUUUCCAAAAAAAUUUACGGAGUAACUGCGAGUGAGAGAAGAAAACAAAGGAGAGAAAAAAUAAAAAGAAAAGGAAACAAAACUGCGAGAUCGAAACGAAGAUACACAAUACGCUGCAACUAAAUAACAGCCUUAAUUGUUGUGUUUGACUACGACGUAUACACUAACGAUAUGAAACGAUGAUGAAUAGAAAGAAAAAAAUAUGAAAAAAAUAAAAAAAAUUAAAUAAAAAACAAAACAAAUAUUAAAUUAAUGUAAUUAAAUAUAUAAUAUAAAAAAUAAAUUUGAAUUAUCUUACGCACACAUUGUCCUUGCGCGUCACAUCAUAGUAAAUUAUUUAGUCAUCGUGUUUCAAGACGUUUCCCGUUUUUCUGUUCCCGAAACUGAGCUGAGAGUAAUUGAAGAUUGGAAAUCCUUCCUUUAGUUUUCGUUUUGAAUAUCAUAAGAAAAUAUAUGGAAAGAACCAAUAUUGUAGACCACACUUAUCUCAAGCGUAUUUAAACUCUCGUGUGUGCGUGCAUGUGUGCCUGAACUUUGCGAUUAAUUUUUAUUUCUUCCUUUUUAUAUGGAAAGCCCCGAAGGGUCAAAGCGUAGCUUGAUAUUAUUGAAGCGGUCUAAUUUAGGAAAUAUAUAAAUAGAACACGGUUGAAUACACGUGAGAAAGUCCUGUAAAAUGAGCGAGAAAGAAUUUUAUAAGAGCUGUAUAUUUACGUGAGAUUUAAUUUUUUUUUUUUUCGUAGCUUUAGAUAUUAAACGCUUAUGAAGAAAUUGAAAGGUGAUUUUCAAAACACUAGUUUGAAAGGAACAAAUAAAAUGAAAAGUAAUGAGUACGAGAAUUAAAAAAGGAGCGAAGAAAGCAAAUGAAAACAAUGUGUGUGUGAGAAACCGAAUUGUAUAAUCCUUAUUUCGCAUGAAACUUUCGGAAACAAAAGAAAACAACAACGUGUGCACUGCGAGCGUUGUGUCUUUGCAUGAUGACAGGCGAGCUGCCAUGGAGUCUGAUUAUUAAAUCGAUUUCGUAACGAUACAAAAUAAAUAAUAAUUAAAUAAAUAAUUUUUCAUACAGUCA
This is a messenger RNA of Venturia canescens, 4004 nucleotides long. RefSeq names its product dynein light intermediate chain (gene Dlic). Gene Ontology annotation, molecular function: dynein heavy chain binding. Gene Ontology annotation, cellular component: centrosome; cytoplasmic dynein complex. The record is from RefSeq and is a predicted model, not a curated record. Gene Ontology annotation, biological process: microtubule-based movement; microtubule cytoskeleton organization. The coding region runs from base 180 to 1637 and encodes 485 amino acids. NCBI's taxonomy places the organism in Eukaryota, Metazoa, Arthropoda, Insecta, Hymenoptera, Ichneumonidae. The transcript has 10 exons.